This is a messenger RNA of Pelmatolapia mariae (spotted tilapia), 1149 nucleotides long. RefSeq names its product zinc finger CCHC-type and RNA binding motif 1 (gene zcrb1). Gene Ontology annotation, molecular function: RNA binding; zinc ion binding. The transcript is spliced from 8 exons. The record is from RefSeq and is a predicted model, not a curated record. NCBI's taxonomy places the organism in Eukaryota, Metazoa, Chordata, Actinopteri, Cichliformes, Cichlidae. Gene Ontology annotation, cellular component: U12-type spliceosomal complex. Gene Ontology annotation, biological process: mRNA splicing, via spliceosome. Bases 35 to 874 code for a protein of 279 amino acids.
UUGAAGGUGGAAUGGCUCUGCGUUCAGCAGGGAAAUGAGGGCCAUCUCCAUGGUAAGCCCUCUGAUCUUCAUGGUAACCCCGGGGUCCGCCUCCAUUUGGGUAAAAGCGGGGACCUCCUUCAUAAUCGUAGCCACCACGGCCGUAGUCAUCUUCUGGCCUCCCAAAGGGGCCUCUUCGCUCAACCCCUCCAGCCGCCCGUGGUCCAGUAUGAGCGGGGGUUUGGCACCAAGCAAAAGUACCGUCUAUGUUUCGAACCUGCCAUUCUCUCUCACCAACAAUGACCUACACAAGCUAUUCAGCAAAUAUGGCAAAGUUGUAAAGGUCACGGUGGUUAAGGAUAAAAACACUCGGCAGAGUAAAGGAGUGGCGUUUGUUCUCUUCCUGGAUAGAGAGUCGGCUCAUAACUGUGCAAGAGCAGUGAACAACAAACAGUUAUUUGGCAGAACGGUUAAAGCCAGCAUUGCCAUAGAUAAUGGACGAGCAGCAGAAUUUAUAAGGAGACGGAACUACACAGACAAAAGUAGAUGCUACGAAUGUGGGGAUUCCGGACAUUUGAGCUACGCAUGUCCCAAAAACAUGCUGGGAGAGAGGGAACCUCCGAAGAAGAAAGAAAAGAAAAAGAAGAAAAAGGCUCAACAGCCCGAGCAAACUGAAGAAGAAGAAGAAGAAGAAAGUGAGGAAGAGGGAGAAGACCCGGCUCUAGAUAGCCUAAGCCAAGCCAUAGCUUUUCAGCAAGCCUGUAUUGAGGAAGAACAGAAAAAACAGAAGAAGCUGGCAGAGGAUAAUGCUCACGCUUCAACGUCGUCAGACUCCAAGAAGCCACGGAUCAAAAAGAGCGCAUACUUCAGUGAUGAGGAGGAGCUCAGUGACUAAUGGAUGCAUAGACUUGAACGUUUUAUUUGGAUAAAUAUGGACAUUUUUUGAGCUGUUUUUUUUUUGUGCAGGUGUAAAAUAUGUUUCAAACUUAAUCAUAUGUUGAUAAAGUUAGAAUUGACACAAAAAAUCCAAUGUUUUAAGUGCAAAAUCAGAUUUAAAAAAAAAAAAGCCAAACAGUUUGGGUACUGCUUUGGCUGGUUGUAGAUAAAAUCUGAUCUUUUUAUAUGCUGUCAGUUUUCUAUUAAAUGUCAAAGGUGAUUAUGAAUAUUUUA